This is a messenger RNA of Racocetra fulgida, 710 nucleotides long. Lineage: Eukaryota; Fungi; Glomeromycota; Glomeromycetes; Diversisporales; Gigasporaceae. The record is from the annotation of a GenBank genome assembly.
ACCAACAAAUCCAAUCUCUCCAAGCCAAAAUCCAGGAACUAGAAAAAAAAUUAGAGGACUAUUCCCAAGGCGGAAUCAAAAUCCUCUUCUCCGGCAAAGCCAACGCCCAAAAAAUAGCCCGCAAAGUAAAACCCAGAACUCUAAAAGAAAUCCCAGAAUUAAGCCUUGGUAAUGAGGAGCAAAAAUCCAAAAACCUAGUAAUUGAAGGCGAUAAUUUACUAGCCAUGGCAACAUUAUACCAAUAUCACGGUAAAAUUGACCUCAUAAUUGCUGACCCUCCUUAUAAUACGGGCAAAGAUUUUCACCCGAAUGACCCAGGAUUAGGUGAUUAUGUGAAAGCCGAUGACCCUUCUCGGCAUACGAAUGGAGUUUUAGCAAUUUGUAUUGAUGAAAGAGAAUUAUUUAGAUUAGGAAUGAUGCUGGACGAAGCUUAUGCUCCUAAAACAACUUCUCAUGUCUCGGCAGCAACGGAAUAUGUAUUAAUCUAUGCUAAAAAUAUUCAAAAAUCUACUACUGGAAAAGCGGAAUACACGGAAGUUCAAGAAGAGCGUUUUUCUAAUCCUGAUAAUGACCCCAAAGGCCCUUGGCGCUCAGAAUACGAGGAAAAAGAAUUAAAUGAUGGUUGCGUUCCUGGAUUAAUUUUAAAAGGAUUUGACUUAAAUAAUUUACAAAAUCCGGAAAAAGACCCAAUUUUUCAACAAGCAAAAUGA